This is a messenger RNA of Aphis gossypii (cotton aphid), 1249 nucleotides long. RefSeq names its product cathepsin G-like. The coding region runs from base 95 to 1207 and encodes 370 amino acids. Gene Ontology annotation, biological process: proteolysis. NCBI's taxonomy places the organism in Eukaryota, Metazoa, Arthropoda, Insecta, Hemiptera, Aphididae. The transcript has 3 exons. The record is from RefSeq and is a predicted model, not a curated record. Gene Ontology annotation, molecular function: serine-type endopeptidase activity.
UUAACUGUUUAAAAAAAAACUUUUUAAAACCAUAUGUAUUAAUAUUUUAUGUAAACAAAUACUUUUGAAGAAUAAUGUUUAAAACUUAAAAACCAUGAGAAAAAUCUUUAUUUUACUACAAUUAAUUAUCUACGCGCAAGUGGCAAUAAAUGGUGGUCCAACUGCUAAACCCACUCAAGCAUCAAAACCCCCUUCAAAACCCGUAACACAGAAACCUACUAUACCUAGUAAACCUAGUAAACCUAGUAAACCUAGUAUACCUAGUAUACCUAGUACACCUAGUGUACCUAGUAUACCUAGUACACCUAGUAUACCUAGUACACCUAGUGAAUCUAGUACACCUAGUUCAUCUAGUGAUGAUGGUGAUUUUACUGUUUCGACUCCACAUCAACAUCAUAAAUCUACUACACCUGGAGAUCUGCCAGACUUUCAGUUUUUUGAAGACAACAAAUAUCCAUUCUUGGUAUUUAUUCACGUGAAACUUCCAAAUGGUUUAAGUAGCAAUUGCGUUGGUACUUUGAUAGAACCACUAAUAGUGUUGACUUCUGCACAUUGCACUUACAAAAUUUCCCCAAAACAUAUAAUGGCGUACAAUCUUUUUUAUGAUGACAAGCACAAGCGUCAUAUUGACCACGUAUAUCAACACAAAUCAUAUUCUGAUCGUAAACAAGACCACGAUGUUAGCAUAUUGAAAUUAAGAAGUGCAUUCAAAGAUGACAACCAUCACCUCAUAGAAUUAUCUGGCAGUCCUGAACAAUUUGUGGGUCAUAAUGGAACAGUGCAUGAUUGUUUGGUUAUUGGAUUUUCUACAGAUUCCGAAGGGCCAAGAAGAGUUUAUGGACAAUAUUUAGGAUAUAGCACUACCUUAGAUGCAUUGCACGGUCCUGAAAUGUGUCCAAGUAGAGUGCAUGAAUUAUUAUGGAAAAAAUGGUUAUGUUCACGAGCGGAUGAAGAAAUUCACUUUUUAAGUAACCGUGGAAGUCCAUUAAUAUGUGGUGGAUAUCAAUAUGGAUUAUUUAGCUACACCUUUAACGGAGUAGGUGACGAUGGUCCUCCUGGUCCCGCUAAAGAAAAUUAUUAUGUAUUCAUACACUAUUAUAGAGAUUGGAUAGCCAAAACUAUUAAGAAGAGUACAGGAAACCUAAUAGUACCAAAUAAUAAAUUGUUCAAUAUUUCAAUAAUGAUUUUGGUAUACAAUUUCUUUUGAAAAAAUUAAAAAUUUCAUAAUAUAUAAUUAAAUAAACUUGAA